AUGAAGCUGGUCCACAUCUGGCUGCUGCUGCUGGUGGUUUUGCUCUGUGGGAGGAAACAUCUGGGCAGCAGACUGGACAAGAGGCCUUUCGAGAAGGGCCCCUGCCCUGGCUGUUCCCAUCUGACCCUGAAGGUGGAAUUCUCCUCCACUGUGGUGGAAUAUGAGUACAUUGUGGCCUUCAACGGGUACUUUACCGCCAAGGCUCGGAACUCCUUCAUCUCCAGCGCUCUGAGGAGCAGCGAGGUCGACAACUGGAGGAUUCUCCCUCGAAGCAACCCAUCCAGCGACUACCCCAGUGAUUUUGAGGUGAUUCAGAUCAAAGAGAAGCAGAAGGCGGGGCUGCUGACCCUCGAGGGCCACCCGAACAUCAAACGCGUCACCCCCCAGCGCAAAGUCUUCCGCUCCCUCAAGUAUGCGGAAUCUGAGCCCAUUGUGCCCUGCAAUGAUACCAGAUGGAGCCAGAAAUGGCAGUCGUCCCGUCCUCUUCGGAGAGCCAGCCUCUCCCUGGGCUCUGGAUUCUGGCACGCCACUGGCAGACACUCCAGCAGACGGCUGCUGAGGGCCAUCCCUCGGCAGGUCGCCCAGACGCUGCAGGCCGAUGUGCUUUGGCAGAUGGGGUACACAGGUGCCAGCGUCCGCGUGGCUGUCUUUGACACUGGGCUGAGCGAGAAGCAUCCGCACUUCAAGAACGUGAAGGAGAGGACCAACUGGACCAACGAGCGGACGCUCGAUGACGGGCUGGGCCACGGCACGUUUGUGGCUGGUGUGAUUGCCAGCAUGCGGGAGUGCCAGGGCUUUGCUCCGGACGCGGAGCUCCACAUCUUCAGGGUCUUUACCAAUAAUCAGGUGUCCUACACGUCGUGGUUCCUGGAUGCCUUCAACUACGCCAUCCUGAAGAAGAUUGAUGUACUCAACCUCAGCAUCGGGGGCCCCGACUUCAUGGACCACCCCUUCGUCGACAAGGUGUGGGAGUUAACGGCAAACAACGUCAUCAUGGUCUCUGCUAUUGGCAACGACGGGCCCCUUUAUGGCACUCUCAACAACCCUGCUGACCAGAUGGAUGUGAUUGGAGUCGGGGGCAUUGACUUUGAAGACAAUAUUGCCCGCUUUUCCUCCAGGGGCAUGACGACCUGGGAACUGCCAGGGGGUUACGGUCGUGUGAAGCCUGACAUCGUCACCUAUGGUGCCGGAGUGCGGGGCUCGGGGGUGAAAGGAGGCUGCCGGGCCCUCUCGGGGACCAGCGUGGCUUCUCCCGUGGUAGCAGGUGCUGUCACCUUGCUCGUCAGCACAGUCCAGAAACGGGAGCUGGUAAACCCGGCCAGCGUGAAGCAGGCCCUCAUCGCGUCCGCCCGCAGGCUUCCUGGCGUCAACAUGUUCGAGCAGGGUCAUGGCAAGCUGGACCUUCUGAGAGCCUACCAGAUCCUCAACAGCUACAGGCCCCAGGCCAGCUUGAGCCCCAGCUACAUCGACCUGACCGAGUGCCCUUACAUGUGGCCCUACUGCUCCCAGCCCAUCUACUAUGGAGGGAUGCCCACGAUCGUCAACGUCACCAUCCUCAACGGCAUGGGGGUCACCGGCAGGAUCGUCGACAAGCCUGACUGGCAGCCGUAUUUGCCACAGAAUGGAGACAACAUCGAAGUGGCUUUCUCUUACUCCCCGGUGCUGUGGCCUUGGUCCGGCUACCUGGCCAUUUCCAUUUCUGUCACCAAGAAAGCGGCUUCCUGGGAGGGCAUCGCUCAGGGCCAUGUCAUGAUCACCGUGUCCUCGCCAGCAGAGAUGGAGGCCAAGAGCGGCGCGGAGCAGACCUCCACCGUGAAGCUGCCCAUCAAGGUGAGGAUCAUCCCCACCCCCCCACGGAGCAAGCGCGUGCUCUGGGACCAGUACCACAACCUCCGCUACCCGCCCGGCUACUUCCCCAGGGACAACCUGCGCAUGAAGAAUGACCCCCUGGACUGGAAUGGCGACCACAUCCACACCAACUUCAGGGACAUGUACCAGCACUUGAGAAGUAUGGGCUACUUUGUCGAGGUCCUUGGCUCACCCUUCACGUGCUUCGAUGCCAGUCAGUACGGAACGCUGCUGAUGGUGGACAGCGAGGAGGAGUACUUCCCCGAGGAGAUUGCCAAACUGAGGAGGGACGUGGAGCACGGGCUCUCGCUCAUUGUCGUCAGUGACUGGUACAACGCCUCGGUCAUGAGAAAAGUCAAGUUUUACGAUGAAAACACAAGACAGUGGUGGAUGCCCGACACGGGGGGUGCCAACGUCCCUGCCCUCAACGAGCUGCUUUCGGUCUGGAACAUGGCCUUCAGUGACGGCCUGUACGAGGGGGACUUCACCUUGGCAAACCAUGAGAUGUAUUACGCCUCUGGCUGCAGCAUCGCCAAGUUCCCAGAAGAUGGCGUUGUCAUCAUGCAGACCUUUAAGGACCAAGGGUUGGAGGUGUUGAAGCAGGAGACGGCGGUGGUGGAGAACGUCCCCAUUCUGGGCCUCUAUCAGACUCCAGCUGAGGGCGGUGGCCGAAUUGUGCUGUACGGAGACUCUAACUGCCUGGAUGACAGUCACCGGCAGAAAGACUGCUUUUGGCUGCUGGACGCACUCCUUCAGUUCACAUCCUACGGGGUAACCCCUCCCAGCCUCAGCCACUCUGGAAACAGACAGCGGCCACCAAGUGGAGUGGGCACCGUCACCCCGGAGAGGAUGGAAGGGAACCACCUGCACCGCUACUCCAAGGUCCUCGAGGCCCACCUGGGAGACCCGAAGCCUCGGGCACUGCCCGCCUGCCCACACCUGUCCUGGGCCAAGCCACAGCCCGUGAACGAGACGGCUCCCAGCAACCUUUGGAAACAUCAAAAGUUGCUGUCCAUUGACCUGGACAAGGUGGCACUGCCCAACUUCCGGUCCAACCGCCCUCAAGUCCGGCCCUUGUCUCCGGGGGAGAGUGGAGCCUGGGACAUUCCUGGGGGGAUCAUGCCUGGUCGCUACAACCAGGAGGUGGGCCAGACCAUUCCUGUCUUUGCUUUCCUGGGCGCCAUGGUGGUUCUGGCCUUCUUCGUGGUCCAGAUCAACAAGGCCAAGAGCAGGCCCAAGCGGAGGAAGCCCCGGGUGAAGCGCCCCCAGCUCAUGCAGCAGGUGCACCCCCCGAAGACCCCAUCUGUGUGA
Elephantulus edwardii (Cape elephant shrew) is the source of this 3159-nucleotide messenger RNA. It is a transcript of the gene MBTPS1, whose product is annotated as membrane-bound transcription factor peptidase, site 1. Gene Ontology annotation, molecular function: serine-type endopeptidase activity. Gene Ontology annotation, biological process: proteolysis. The record is from RefSeq and is a predicted model, not a curated record. The coding region runs from base 1 to 3159 and encodes 1052 amino acids. The transcript is spliced from 22 exons. Lineage: Eukaryota; Metazoa; Chordata; Mammalia; Macroscelidea; Macroscelididae. Gene Ontology annotation, cellular component: Golgi apparatus.